Molecule: messenger RNA, 2314 nt
Organism: Ilex paraguariensis (yerba mate)
Lineage: Eukaryota; Viridiplantae; Streptophyta; Magnoliopsida; Aquifoliales; Aquifoliaceae
Source: the annotation of a GenBank genome assembly
AUGGCUACGUAUACACCCAAGAACAUCCUCAUCACUGGGGCUGCUGGAUUUAUUGCAUCUCAUGUUGCUAACCGGCUUAUCCGGAACUAUCCUGAAUACAAGAUAGUCGUGCUUGACAAGCUUGACUACUGUUCAAAUCUUAAGAAUCUGUUUCCUUCUUGGUCAUCCCCCAACUUCAAGUUUGUUAAGGGGGACAUUGGCAGUGCAGAUCUUGUUAACUACCUUCUCAUUACUGAGUCAAUUGAUACAAUAAUGCACUUUGCUGCUCAGACCCAUGUUGAUAAUUCCUUCGGUAACAGCUUUGAGUUUACCAAGAACAACAUCUAUGGCACCCAUGUGCUUCUAGAGGCCUGCAAAGUCACGGGCCAGAUCAGACGCUUCAUCCAUGUAAGCACAGAUGAGGUCUAUGGCGAGACAGAUGAGGAUGCUGUUGUAGGAAACCAUGAAGCUUCUCAACUCCUUCCCACAAAUCCAUAUUCAGCCACAAAAGCUGGUGCAGAAAUGCUUGUUAUGGCUUAUGGCAGGUCAUACGGUCUACCUGUGAUAACCACUCGGGGAAACAAUGUCUAUGGGCCCAAUCAAUUUCCCGAAAAGUUAAUACCAAAGUUCAUCCUCUUAGCCAUGAGAGGGAAGCCUCUUCCAAUUCAUGGGGAUGGUUGUAACGUGCGGAGUUAUCUCUAUUGUGAGGAUGUCGCCGAGGCUUUUGAAGUCAUUCUUCACAAUGGAGAAGUUGGACAUGUUUACAAUAUUGGGACAAAGAAGGAGAGAAGAGUGAUUGAUGUUGCCAAAGAUAUAUGCAAACUUUUCUCAAUGGAUCCAGAACAAAUCAUUCAGUUCGUGGAAAACAGGCCAUUUAAUGAUCAGAGGUACUUCCUAGAUGAUCAGAAGUUAAAGAUCUUGGGGUGGUCAGAACGGACUACAUGGGAGGAAGGUUUGAAAAAGACUAUGGAAUGGUACAUCAACAACCCUGAUUGGUGGGGGGAUGUCUCUGGAGCAUUGCUUCCUCAUCCUAGAAUGCUGAUGAUGCCUGGUGGGAUUGAGAGGCAUUUUGAUGGGCCUGAGAAAUGUGAAUCUGGAUCUUCUGAAUUCUCAGCUAACUCUAAUCAGACACGAAUGGUGGUUCCAGUUUCCAAAAGCAGCAAUUCUCCUCGAAAACCACCCUUCAAGUUCUUGAUUUAUGGUCGGACUGGGUGGAUUGGUGGUCUACUUGGGAAGUUAUGCGACAAACAAGGGAUUCCAUACGAGUAUGGAAGGGGGCGUCUGGAGGAUCGGUCGCAGCUUUUGGCAGACUUUCAGACUGUUAAACCUACACAUGUUUUCAACUCUGCUGGUGUGACUGGUAGACCCAAUGUUGAUUGGUGUGAAACACACAAGACGGAAACAAUCCGUGCUAAUGUUGCUGGUACACUAAACUUAGCAGAUCUGUGCAGAGAGCAUGGACUCUUGAUGAUGAAUUUUGCCACUGGAUGCAUAUUUGAAUAUGAUGCUGCACAUCCCGAAGGUUCUGGCAUUGGGUUUAAGGAGGAAGACAAACCCAACUUCACUGGUUCUUUCUAUUCAAAGACCAAAGCCAUGGUCGAAGAGCUCUUGAAAGAAUAUGAUAAUGUUUGCACCCUUAGAGUCCGAAUGCCAAUAUCUUCAGAUCUCAGCAACCCUCGCAACUUCAUUACCAAGAUUAGUCGGUAUAGUAAAGUGGUUAACAUUCCCAACAGCAUGACCAUAUUGGAUGAGCUUCUUCCUAUUUCAAUUGAGAUGGCAAAGCGGAACCUGAGGGGCAUAUGGAACUUCACAAAUCCUGGAGUCAUUAGCCAUAAUGAAAUUCUAGAGAUGUACAAAAAGUAUAUAGAUCCGGACUUCACAUGGGCCAACUUCACACUGGAAGAGCAAGCCAAGGUUAUAGUUGCCCCACGUAGCAAUAAUGAGAUGGAUGCAUCGAAGUUGAAAAAUGAGUUCCCUGAAUUGCUACCAAUCAAGGAAUCAUUGAUCAAGUAUGUCUUCGAACCCAACAAGAAAAGCUUUACUGAGUAAACAUCAAGUAUACCUCAGGGAUUGCUCUGCAUUUUAUGUUAGGCCAUGGUUUCUAGUAUUCGCAUUGUGAUUAAGAUGGAUCUCCUAUGUGUUGUCGUUUCAUUCUUUUUUCAACCUUUCUUAUAGUUUGAUUGACAGUUCUUUCUACAAGGAGUUUAUGGCUAGGCUCUUCCUUUAUGUACUUGUCUUCUGCUACCCUGCAGGGGUGUAACUUUUGGAUUCUCCUAUAUGAAUUUUUUUGCUCUUAUUGAGUACAGAAUUUUGUUCCUUCCGUCUUGGUUAUGGG